AUGAAGACCUGGGAGCCCCACCCCGUGUUCUCGGACUUCUUGCUGAAGGAGCCCACGGAGCCCAGGUUCAAGGGGCUGCGGCUGGAUCUGGCCGUGGACAAGAUGGUCACGUGCAUCGCCGUGGGGCUGCCCCUGCUGCUCAUCUCGCUGGCCUUUGCGCAGGAGAUCUCCAUCGGUACACAAAUAAGCUGUUUCUCCCCAACUUCAUUCUCCUGGCGCCAGGCCUCCUUCGUGGACUCGUACUGCUGGGCCGCCGUCCAGCAGAAGGACGCCCUGCAGAGCGACUCUGGACGCCUCCCGCUGUGGCUGCACAAGUUUUUCCCCUACAUCCUGUUACUACUUGCGAUCCUCCUGUACCUGCCCUCGCUGUUCUGGCGUUUCGAAGCUGCUCCUCAUCUUUGCUCAGAUCUGAAGUUCAUCAUGGAAGAACUUGACAAAGUUUACAACCGUGCAAUUAAAGCUGCCAAGAGCGUCCGUGACCUCGACAUGCGAGACGGCGCCUGCUCAGUCACAGCUGCUCACGAGAACGUGGGGCAAAGUUUAUGGGAGAUAUCUGAAAGCCACUUCAAGUACCCAAUUGUGGAGCAGUACUUAAAGACAAAGAAAAACUCUUAUAAUUUAAUAGUCAAGUAUCUCACCUGCCGGGUGCUGACACUCAUGAUUAUCGUUUUGGCGUGUGCCUACCUGGGCUAUUACUUCAGCCUCUCCUCCCUGUCGGACGAGUUCGUCUGCAGCAUCAAGUCUGGGAUCCUGAAGAACGACAGCUCUGUUCCCGACCGUUUCCAGUGCAAGCUCAUCGCCGUGGGCAUCUUCCAGCUUCUCAGCUUGAUUAACAUGGUGGUCUUUGCCCUGCUGGCCCCUGUCGUCGUCUACACGCUGCUCGUUCCGUUCCGACAGAAGACGGAUGUUCUCAAGGUGUAUGAGAUCUUGCCUACGUUUGAUGUGCUGCAUUUCAAGUCUGACGGGUACAACGACUUGAGCCUCUACAAUCUUUUCCUGGAAGAGAAUAUCAACGAGCUCAAGUCAUACAAAUGCCUGAAGAUACUAGAGAAUAUCAAAAGCAACUGUCAGGGAAUCGACCCGAUGCUUCUGUUGACGAACCUUGGCAUGAUCAAGAUGGACGCUGUGGAUGGCAAAAUGGCCAAGCUGGCUCCAGACACGGCGGUCGAGGAGCGGGGGAACCAGCUGGCUGAGCUCCAAGAUCUGAACCUACACAGUGGAACGAAUGCAAACCACGGAGAGAACGUCCGACAGAGACUCGUGGAUUCUUCUUGCUGAUUUGCGUUUUUUCCCUUGCGCUUUAGACCUGUGACUCCUGUGGCGUGCGACCCAUCUUUUCUGAAGCCCCUCAGCCAGGCUCACAGUGGUCUGCAGCAAGCGGUUCUAGGUGGAGACAUUGGCUCUGUCUUACACUCACGGGUCGCUGAUGAAAAUGGUGGUCAAAAGAAUGUCCUGAAAAACAGUUCAUCGGCUCCCCACAAGCAGCAAGUCAGAGAUAAACAAACCACACAGAGAGCGAGAUGGGAAAGGGACAAUGGAAGGAGUCAACCAAACCAGCGAGCCAUAAGCCUCAGAGAGGUAUCCAGUUGAUGGGGACGAAACCCAGAGCUGUUAGAAAGCAGGACCGUAAAGUGUGCUUCCUUUGUUUUAUUUUAUGAAACAAUAAUAAACAUAUAAGAAUGUGCUUACAUA
Molecule: messenger RNA, 1692 nt
Organism: Echinops telfairi (small Madagascar hedgehog)
Lineage: Eukaryota; Metazoa; Chordata; Mammalia; Afrosoricida; Tenrecidae
Gene: PANX1
Product: pannexin 1
Exons: 6
Coding region: 1-1278 (425 amino acids)
Biological process (GO): positive regulation of interleukin-1 production; monoatomic cation transport
Molecular function (GO): channel activity
Source: RefSeq, a predicted model, not a curated record